Strongylocentrotus purpuratus (purple sea urchin) is the source of this 2926-nucleotide messenger RNA. RefSeq names its product ADAMTS-like protein 5 (gene adamtsl5). Gene Ontology annotation, biological process: extracellular matrix organization. The coding region runs from base 207 to 1862 and encodes 551 amino acids. Gene Ontology annotation, molecular function: metalloendopeptidase activity; protein binding. The record is from RefSeq and is a predicted model, not a curated record. The transcript is spliced from 13 exons. NCBI's taxonomy places the organism in Eukaryota, Metazoa, Echinodermata, Echinoidea, Camarodonta, Strongylocentrotidae. Gene Ontology annotation, cellular component: extracellular matrix.
GUUUCUCAUUCAGAUGUCAAGUGUUCGUUCGGUUGGGCUACUGUUAUCAUUGCUCUCUCGCUCUCUCGGAACUAUGUAAGGGAUUCCAGGGAUUCUAGGGUAUAAAGGGAUUUUCUUUGCUACUGACCUGGAAUAGCGUGUUUGAAGGUGUCUACCAGAGCAGGUCACUACUGAUGAUAUUAAUGGAAUUAACCAAUUAAAGAGACAUGAUGGUAGGGAUCUAUUACUCAAGAGCCUGUUUCAUUCCUGCUGUUAUUUGUCUUCUCUGGCUGUGUGCUGUUAAGAGUGAAGAAGGUAUAGGCCUACAACAUGAUGUGUCUAACGAAGAGAAGGUCGACCUGAGAAGCGCAUCGAGAUCGUUGACUGACUGGCGACAUCGAGUACGACGGGCAUCGUUGACCAGUGUCUGGUCAUCAUGGAGUGGCUGGUCAGCGUGUUCGAGGACGUGUGGGGGAGGGGCACAGUUUCGGACUAGACAUUGUAUGAGUAGGCUUCCGAUGAGGUACAUGACGAGAGCCAUUACCUGCCCGGGGGACAGGAGACAGUAUCAAACAUGUAACACUGAGGAAUGUCCCGAUCAUCAUCUGGACUACCGAUCUGCUCAAUGUGCUGUCUUCAACCAGCGUGAUGUCCAGGGGAAUAUAAUCAGAGAAUGGCUUCCAGUAUACAACUCUCAAGAGGAAUGUGAGUUAGUAUGCCAUACAUCUGAUGGAGCUUACAUGUAUACAUUCGGCAGAGUACUGGAUGGAACGCGUUGUCGAUUUGAGGAUCGGGACAUGUGUAUCAGUGGAAAAUGUGUUAAAGUUGGAUGUGACGGUGUGCUACACUCCAAUCUGACUAAGGAUUCUUGUGGUGUAUGUGGAGGACUCAACGAUACAUGUGGAUACGUGAGAAACGUAUACACUGAUGAAUAUCCAGUCAAAGGCUACUACAGAUAUAGCAAGAUUGGUUCGAUACCAGCUGGAGCUACUAACAUCAGGAUCAACGAUAAGAGUGGACUCAAUUACAUAGCUUUAAAGGACGAGUCGAAUAAUUUUAUAUUGAAUGGCGAUUGGACUAUCAGCUGGCCUGGAAGCUACGAAGCGGCUGGUACAUCUAUAUUAUAUGAUAGAAAGAACGAUGGAUUGGAAAAUGUGAUUGCGGAUGGUCCUCUAAACAGUUCACUAAACCUCAUGAUCAUAUUUCGAGAGCGUAACCCCGGCGUGGAGUACGAAUAUUGGCUUCCACCGAAGACUAAUGACAAUGAAAUACACAGCAUCAACUAUAACAAUGAGAUACAGAUGCUUCCAUUCAUACCAGAGCUAUCUGCAACACCAGAAAAGAAGAAAUUUGGAACAAUGGAGUCGACGAAUAAAAAGCAAGUGCCUCAACCAGAAGAAACUCCGCCAUCUUCACCAGCACGUGAUGAGAAAAGACCAGCAUUAAAGAGUUCUGAUAAACAGACUAAAGGAAAGAACAAGAACAACAAAUCAAGAAAAGAAAAGUGCGGUAAAUGCAAACGGGUGAAAGGCCGCGCAGAGCACUAUUGCGGAGGGUCAUAUGCAAUCUUAUUCGAGGUGGUCGGCCAGACAGCGAUCAACGGUGAAACGCGGUACGACGUCGCCAUCGAGGAGAGCUUCAAGAACAACAUGCAACUGAACCGUCGCGAGUAUCUAUGGGUCACCAACUCAUGUCCCUGCCCUAAGCUUCGAACAGGCAGUCGAUACAUCUCAACAGGUGAUCGAGUCACAAGCCUCGAGUCAGGCGAGAGUAGACUUACGUUAGAGCGGGAAAACUUGGUCGUAAAGUACAAACCAGGAUUAAGAGAAUCUUGGAAUCGUCUACAGAGGAAAGAAGAGUCAAUUUGCUCUAAAUUCCUCUGAAAAUGGAAAGAAACUGUAUAACAUGCUGCUAGGAUAUGAUGCAAAUUGAUUUGUUUACUUCUUGUUGAUGUGCUCAAUAUCAUCAUAAUACUUGAGAAACCACCCUGAUUUGAUGUGCCUCUUCCAUGGUGAAAAUGGUUAUUUUAUUUUAUCUUCUGGAUUAGAUCUGUAUUUCUAGAAUUGCUUUUCAUUAUUUAUCGAUCAAUCGUUGUACAGAACAAAAAAUAAACAUAUGGUAAAUAUGUAAUUACUGCAACAAGCCAUCUAUCAAUAGUACUCUGAAAUAUGCAGGAAAUGCAAAGUUUCAUAACUCCAAAGGUUUUCUGCUAUAUUGGAAAUUAAUGCAAAAAUCAUAGAGGGCUAUUUCUCAUUCUGAAAAGUGUUCACUGAUUUUCAUUUGAUUGUACAUAUACAAAUGAAGAAUGGUUCUAUUUGCUGAAGAUAGUAAUUUCUCUUAUUGUUCUUCGAACAUUACAUAUUUUGUCGAGCUAAGAUUUCAGUUUCCAUAAAAAACAAGUUCAUCUUGCUUCUGGUGAGCUAUCAUUCUUUCCUCAAAAGGGCAAUUAUUAUUAUUAUUAUUAUUAUUAUUAUAUCAUCACAUAAAAUAUCUACUGAUAUAUCAGAGGGAACUAUGAGUCAAUUAUCGUAUCAUGAGAUUUUCAUUUUUGGAUGAAAUAAAUGAAAAAGCAAAACAUGCAUGGGACAUAAUGUAGGGCAUUGCCCAAAAUCUCAUUUCUGAAAUAAUCAAAUUGUUCAUAUGACAAUCAUUACAAAACCACAAAUAAAGGCUCGGAAAGGAAAGAUGAGUUUUUUUCAAAUUUAAUAUCAAUAAAUUGUUUGUAGAAAUCAUCAUCUUCUGUAGAUAAAUAAAGUAUGACUCAAUAGAAAAUUUCCCACAUUGAUCAAGCAAUUUAUUGUUUCCCCACUCAAAUCAGUGAUUAUAAUAGAGUACCUUUAUAUACAAUUCAUCUUCAAAAGCAUUCAAAAUCAUUUCAAAUAUUGGAUUUGUAACUUCUUGUUUGAUACGUAAAUUCAUCCAAACCGACAAGAAUCAAAAGGAAAAA